Molecule: messenger RNA, 1032 nt
Organism: Coprinopsis cinerea okayama7#130
Lineage: Eukaryota; Fungi; Basidiomycota; Agaricomycetes; Agaricales; Psathyrellaceae
Exons: 16
Coding region: 1-1032 (343 amino acids)
Source: RefSeq, a predicted model, not a curated record
AUGCCUUCAGCCACUCUCGAAGCAGGGGCUGCCCUUGACAGCACGAUGGGCGCGAUGUUGAUCGGCGUCAUCAUCAGCGGGGUCCUCCACGGAAUCUGUUUAGUGCAAGCCUUCAUGUACUUCACAAGCUUUGCGAAGGAUCACUGGUUAAUCAAGACCAUGGUCAUCACGACAUGUACCUUCGAUGCCAUCCACCUUUUCUUCGUGUCGCACACCAUGUACCACUACCUUAUUCUGAACUUCCGAGACGAGGAGGCAUUGCAGAGGUUAAUUUGGUCGGUUCUGAUGGAAGCCUUGUUCACGGGUUUGAAUGCGGGGAUGGUCCAUACAUUCUACUGCUACCGUGUCUGGAAGCUCAGCAAAAGAAACUGGAUUCUCUCCGGAUUCCUCCUCAUCCUCAUCCUCGCAACAGCAGCGUCUGGGACUGCAUGGGUCAUUAUUUCGAUGGGUCUUGACACCUACCGACAACUCAUCAACAUCAACCCGCUCACCAUCACGAUCAACGCACUCUCUACGGCAUGCGACGUGCUCAUCGCACUGAGUCUCUGCACGCUACUCCAUCAAUCUCGCACGGGAUUCAAGAAGUCCGACACUAUCAUUACUCGUCUUAUGAUUUUCGUCGUCAACACUGGAGUACUUACGUCGAUGUGUGCUAUCUCAUCACUGGUAUGCUUGGUGGUGUCACCCAACACCCUGAUCUACGCCGCGUUCUACUUCUGCAUUGGACGAUUCUACACCAAUUCCUUCCUCGCCACCCUCAAUGCACGGAAAUCGUUGGCAGGAAGCGUCGAACCCAGCGAACGCUCGACGAGCCAUAUGGCCAUGUCGAUACCAGCGAGCGUACUCCACAGCAACAGCACUGGUCGCAAGAACCAGGACAUUGCCAUUCGCAUCGAGACGACGAAGGAGGCCGUCAUGGAUCUCUCUGAUCAGUCAGGCCAGACCGGCACAAAAGUGUCAUCGCAUGGGCUGUCGCGGGACGACAACCACUCAUCGGACGACGAAUUAGCGAUGAAAGCGCGACCAUUCUGA